Messenger RNA from Betta splendens (Siamese fighting fish), 2400 nucleotides. It is a transcript of the gene otop2, whose product is annotated as otopetrin 2. Gene Ontology annotation, molecular function: proton channel activity. The transcript has 6 exons. NCBI's taxonomy places the organism in Eukaryota, Metazoa, Chordata, Actinopteri, Anabantiformes, Osphronemidae. Gene Ontology annotation, cellular component: membrane. The coding region runs from base 363 to 2099 and encodes 578 amino acids. The record is from RefSeq and is a predicted model, not a curated record. Gene Ontology annotation, biological process: proton transmembrane transport.
AGCUUGUUUUUUUUAGAUUACUAUCUUGCUAGUUCAAGUGUCCUGAUUUUAUCAGAUGACGUGCUGUAGUUUGCAUUACUUUCUCAAGGAAAUAACAUUGCUCCUUCCGCUAAAUGUGACUGUGGAUAUUUAAUCGGCACAGUCCAACUGGAGUGCAGCCAGGAUGAGUAAGUUGGAGCUCUUUUGUGUAGCACCAACAACAAGGCGACGUUUGCAUCAAUGGUUUCACGUGUGACAGGGAGCUUAAUAAAAGGAGCCCUCGAGCGGGUGUGGCACUUAGACCUGGGAUGCUGUCGUCCUCCGCAGAACCAGAUGGGAACAGCUUACGAGUCAUUUGUGAAUAGACCUUAGAUAGAGAGAACAUGUUUGUGAACGCUGCCUACACGUGCGACUGUGUAACUGAUGGCAGUGCCUGUGCACAAUGCAGAAUGUCGUCCAAGGACAAGAAGAUGGAGGAGACCAGCGCCUCGGGCGAACCCCACCAGCACGUGGCGCUCGGUGGAGCUGGGGGGGAGCAGGGCCGACACUGGGGAUGGAUGCUGUCCGGGAUCGUCUGCGUCAACAUUAUAAUCCUGGGCUGUACCUUCGUGACCGCCACGGCCCACAACAGCAUGAACAUCAGCGCUUCGGACCUCCAGGCUUUUCUCAUCUUCCUCAUCCUCAUCACCUCCAGCUGGAUACUCUAUUAUACCAUCUACACAGCCAGGACAAAGGACGCAGUUGUUUACAAGGACGGCCAUGCUGGACCGAUUUGGCUCCGGGGAGGGCUUGUGUUAUUUGGACUGCUCAGUAUUAUCAUGGAUAUUUUCAAGAUCGUCAGCUACGCCGGCUACCUCGAGUGCGAGUCUGCAGUUAAAGUCGCUUUCCCCGUGGUGCAGCUUCUCUUUGUAUUCGUGCAGACAUACUAUUUGUGGUUUCACGCCAAGGACUGUGUGCAGCUACAGAAGAACUUCACACGCUGCGGCCUGAUGCUCACCCUGUCCACUAAUCUAGUUCUGUGGAUGUCGGUGGUCACUGAGGAAUCCAUUCAUCAAACAACCCUUCCUGAAUAUUCAAACCAGACCUCUAAACUCUCUGGACGAAGCCUGUACAUGUAUAAAGCAAGUCACGCGCAUGAGUGCAAGUGCAGCCACACAUCCUGCAGCCUCUUCCAGGAGGCCUACUACUACCUGUACCCUUUCAAUAUCGAGUACUGUCUCUUCGCCUCUGCCAUGACGUAUGUCAUGUGGAAAAACGUUGGCCGAGUCGCGGACGAACACACCCACCACAAACUCAACUUCCGGAUCAAGGACGUGUUUCUUGGCCCUGUGCUGGGAAUCCUCCUGGUGGUGGCAGGUUUGGCAACCUUUGUAGUGUAUGAGACGGAAAUCCUCAAAAGCGGCGAGGAUAAGGUCAGGAAAGACAAAGCCGUGAUGAUUCACUAUGUCAUGAAUAUAGUCAUAGUGACCCUGAUGUCUGUCUGCACCGUGAUCGGCCUCGUUAUAUUCAAGAUGGACCAAAGGGAGCAUGUGUCGGAGAAAAACCCCACGCGCAGCCUGGACGUGGCGCUGCUCCUGGGGGCCUCGCUGGGUCAGUUUGUCCUCAGCUAUUUCACCACCUUAGCAACGGUGGCAACAGGAGUCCUAGGAUACUUAAACGGCCUCAACCUGUCCUGGGCCAUUCUCCUAGUGGUCCAGCUCGGCCUGCAGAACGUGUUCAUUAUUGAAGGUCUGCACAGGGAGCCAUUCCAUGAUCUGCACCCCGGUACCGUUAUUGUGAAUCCAUACUCGCAUGCAAGUAAAGGGGUGGACGGCUUAGAGUUGGGAAUGGGCAUGAAGCCCAGCCAAGGACUCGAAGGGCAUGGCCACGCUGCUGACAACGGGCCCAGGCUGUGGAGAAGGUGGAUCUUGAAAGAGGUCUGCAUGUUUCUACUGCUGGGGAACGUGAUGCUGUGGAUCAUGCCAGCGUUUGGUGCUCGUCCCCAGUUUGACCUCAGCACUGAAAUGAACUUCUAUGGUUUCAGCCUGUGGGCUAGUGUUGUCAACGUGGGACUUCCAUUCGGCAUUUUCUACCGCAUGCAUUCGGUCGCCGGUCUUUUUGAGGUGUUCCUUACAUCUUAAUGCUGCUAUUAAUUCACUAUUUUGUAUAAUUUGCACGUUGACAUUUUAUACCUUUUCUAUCACAAUGUUUUUUUUUCUUUUUUUGUAAAGUACUUACAAAUAGUAUCAAUAAACAUCAGUAUGCUGUGACCAAUUAUGUAAAAUAAAUAUGUACAUAUGUGAUAUGUUUUGACAAUUUAUGUAUUCAAAAUGUUAUUUUGGAGGAUUCAAAUGCAUUUAUAUAAUUGAGUGUGAUGCUGAUAUUAUAUAUUUUAAGCUUCAGGCUCUGUAUUCAAACAAUUAAUAAAAAAGAGAAAUGAGA